AUGCCUGAUGCCUUAUCCAAAACCGUCCCCAUCUGGUGCGCCGUCAUCAACCGAGCCCUGUUCCCGUCCGACCCGGCUUUUCACCCCGUGCAAUUCCCGCCGAAUUUCCUGGGGGCCUCGGAGGAGUCGCAGAUUGAACGCCGCAUCGACGGUUUUGUCCAAUCGCUCAAGUUUUUGCUCACCGGAGACCAGGACCUGAAACUCGACCUGGAUGAUCUCAGGCAGCAAUUAGGCCGGCCCAUCCGCGUCGCCUGGGCAAAUCGCGCAUACUUCCACCCGACCGAUCUGCGCAAAGGCGCCGGCUACAACCUAUUCGUCCUGUGCUCCGCCUCCAAACGGGUUCAUGGCGCGGAAAUGUCCGAGGGCGGCUACAUCCAGGGCGCCGGCGACGACAGCGAGGCUUGGGCCCACGGGCUCACCCCACCCGUCUUCUGGCCCAACAAGGAUCUCCUCUUUCGCACUCCCGAGGAGGAUCUGCCCGAGCUCAUCGCGCAGCUGGUCGAGACCCAUCGCCCGCACGGCGCCGACCAUCAGGCUACGCGCAUCGCGCCCACGCGCAACCUGUACAUCAGCCAGACGGAUGCGCGGGUGAAUGACGGCGGUCGCUAUGACCUCGUCAUUGACUGUAACGGGGAUCCGCAGGCUGCGCAGGAUGAUCCGAGGCGACUGCAUCUGGGGUGCGCAUCGCUGAAGCUCGGCAGUCGCGAUCUGCGAAAGCAGCUCGACAAGGUCCAGACGUUUGUUGCCGCGCAGCUGGGUGCAGAUCCGUCGCGGUCGUUGCUGGUCACUUGUGAGUCGGGGCAAGGAUCUAUCAGCGGGUGCAGCGUUGGCGAUUUAUUUGCCUAUUCUACGACGAGAACGUUCAUCCGCCAGCGUCUCGCGUGGAUCGUGUCGUCGAAACACGAGGUGAAUCCGUCGCGGUCUACGCUGCAGUCUAUCAAUGCCUUUCUGAUGGAGCGACCCGAUUACUGA
This is a messenger RNA of Aspergillus terreus NIH2624, 972 nucleotides long. RefSeq lists its product as uncharacterized. The transcript is spliced from 3 exons. NCBI's taxonomy places the organism in Eukaryota, Fungi, Ascomycota, Eurotiomycetes, Eurotiales, Aspergillaceae. Gene Ontology annotation, biological process: charged-tRNA amino acid modification. Bases 1 to 972 code for a protein of 323 amino acids. Gene Ontology annotation, molecular function: tRNA adenosine(64)-2'-O-ribosylphosphate transferase activity. Gene Ontology annotation, cellular component: cytoplasm. The record is from RefSeq and is a predicted model, not a curated record.